AUGGCUCGUACAAAGCAAACCGCUCGCAAAUCCACCGGCGGCAAGGCUCCAAGGAAGCAACUCGCCACCAAGGCUGCUAGGAAAUCUGCACCUACCACCGGUGGAGUCAAGAAGCCUCAUCGUUAUCGCCCUGGAACCGUCGCUCUUCGCGAGAUUCGUAAAUACCAGAAGAGCACUGAACUUUUGAUCCGAAAACUGCCAUUCCAGCGUCUUGUCCGUGAGAUUGCUCAAGAUUUCAAGACCGAUUUGAGAUUCCAGAGCCAUGCGGUUCUCGCACUUCAGGAAGCAGCAGAAGCUUAUCUUGUGGGUUUGUUUGAGGACACCAAUUUGUGUGCGAUUCAUGCUAAGAGAGUCACCAUUAUGCCAAAGGAUAUUCAACUUGCUCGCCGUAUCCGUGGUGAACGUGCUUAG
Molecule: messenger RNA, 411 nt
Organism: Lathyrus sativus (Indian pea)
Lineage: Eukaryota; Viridiplantae; Streptophyta; Magnoliopsida; Fabales; Fabaceae
Source: the annotation of a GenBank genome assembly